AUGUAUAAUAGCUAGAAUAACUCAAAAGGAUAAAUAGAUUUAUUAGAUGAUUUAUGUACAAAGCCUGAUUAAAAGUCAAAUUAAAUUUCCUCUAACUCGCUGAAGACAUAUAAAGAUGAACAAAGCAAUAAAGAAAAUACGAAGUAAUCUGAUUCAUUUUAAAAAGAAAAUGAAUUUGUGAGCAAUAAUAUUAGCGAUUCCUAAUAGAAGCUAUAAUUUGCUAAAUAGAAUAAAAAGCUUGGAGCUACCAACCCUUCAUUGCUUGAAUUUUUUAGAAGCAAAGAAAAAAAUAUAAAGCCAAUAUUAGAUUUGUGGAAGAAAAUGGAUGAAAAUAUAAAUAGCUAGCAAGAUGAUAUGAAAGCUAAAUUUAUUGAAUUAAGCACAUAUCCAAAAGCAUUUGUAGCUCUUAAAAACUUUCAUCUUAAACUUGCUCAAUCAGAUUAAAUGUUUGCUUAAACAUAUUAUGAAAAAGAAGCGUAGGAAAAUGAUAAGCACUCAUAAGUAAUUCAUAAGGCUUGCUAAGAUGGUGCAGGAGAAUAAUAAAUAGCAUUAUUAGUUAACUCUCACUUAUAAAAGUAAGAAUAAAUGGAAAAUGAAUUUAAAAAUAGAUUUGAUGAUUAAGGAUUAGUGUUUUUAAGCGAAUAUGAAUAACUUGUUAAUUAAUUAUAUGAAUAAAGACAAGAAUUCUUGAGUUUAAAACUUUAAGAUCUAUCAGAAAAUGCAUAACAAAGUAAUAUAUAUGAAGAGUUUCUUACAGAAAUAUAGAAUUUAGAUACAUCAACAAAUGUAGGGGGAAGUAUAAAUAAUGGGUCAAGUUAAUCUGCUUAUUCAUAAAUAACAUCCGGUAUUCAAAAUUUAAUUUAAGGAAACAAUAAAAAAAAUGAAGGAAACAAACAUAAAAUUUAACUCUGCUUGGGCAUGUAAAAAAAGAGGAUAUUCCAAAUUCAAAUAAGUAGUAAACCAAUUUAAAGUGUUCUUUCAAAUUUGAACUAUUUAAAAAAGGUUAAUUUUGAUAAUAACACUUAUAAAAAUUUUAUUUACGGUUAGAAUUAAAAAAAUGCAAUUCUAAAUAUAAUGACUAGCGUUUCAAAAUUCAAUCAUCACCUUAAAAGGUACUUUAAGUUUAGAACAGACAUACACUUUCCUUCUUUCUACUAAUAAUAUUAGGAUGCAAUUUAAAAAAAAAAUAUUUAAGUAGAAGGAGAUGUAGUAGUUACUCGCCAUUCAUGUAGUGGAAAUGUGCAUUAUAUGUUUACAAUAACAAGAAAAGAAGAUAAUAAAAAAUUAGACUUUUCUUUUUUAAAAUACAUAAUUAAAAUAUCGAAUGAAUUUCAGAUUAAAAAAAUUAUCAUACCCAUUCAGCUUAUUAUCAUGUAAUAAAAAGAUUUAAAAACAAAUACUGAAUUUAUAAAAGAAUUUUGCACAAGUCUUAAACGUGAAUUAUAAAUACUUUCCUAUGAUUACACCUACACCUAACAAUUUCUCUAAAAAAUUGAAAUAAUCCUCCCAUUAGAAAACAACAGAAUGAAGGAAAUGUAUGAAAAAAUCAAAGAUGUUCUUCUUUAAGUUUUAGAGUGA
Tetrahymena thermophila SB210 is the source of this 1578-nucleotide messenger RNA. RefSeq lists its product as hypothetical. Lineage: Eukaryota; Ciliophora; Oligohymenophorea; Hymenostomatida; Tetrahymenidae. The record is from RefSeq and is a predicted model, not a curated record. The transcript is spliced from 4 exons.